This is a messenger RNA of Coniosporium apollinis CBS 100218, 573 nucleotides long. RefSeq lists its product as uncharacterized. Bases 1 to 573 code for a protein of 190 amino acids. Gene Ontology annotation, molecular function: mRNA binding. Gene Ontology annotation, cellular component: nucleus. The transcript has 3 exons. The record is from RefSeq and is a predicted model, not a curated record. Lineage: Eukaryota; Fungi; Ascomycota; Dothideomycetes. Gene Ontology annotation, biological process: mRNA export from nucleus.
AUGGCGUUUGACUAUUUCGGCAAAACAAUAGGUCCGGUCAAGAAGGUUCUACUCACUUACGGCCCGAAUGGUCAAAGCCGUGGUGUGGCCACGAUCAUCUUCUCGAAGUCCAGCGAUGCGGCAAAGGCCGCGCAACAGCUGAAUGGCAUCAAGGUCGACAACCGGCCCAUGAAGAUCGAGGUCGUGCUCGGUGCCAAAGACGUACCACCUCCGGCACCGGCGAAGGGCUUGAACGAACGAAUCUCUCAGCCGAAGCCAGCCGCAAAGGCUCAACCGAAACCUGCUACCGCCACGAAGGCGACGGCGAGCAAAGCUGCGACCCGGGGCAGGGCACGUCGUGGCCGCAACGCAGGACGAGCCAAGCCUAAGACUGCGGAGGAGCUUGAUGCUGAGAUGCAAGAUUACUUCGAUGGAGGUGCCACCGGCCAGACCACCGACGCCCCAAUGGAGACGAACGGUGGUGCUGUCCAACCCGCCGUCAACGGAGGAGAUGCUAUGGAGGAUGAGAUCUUGGUACGGAAUGACUCUGACCUUUCAGAGGAGAGUUAUGCUAACAUCUAUCUCUGGCAGUAA